GCUAGGAGAAGUGUGAGUAUUGUGUGGCAAAGACCUCGAGAACAUUCUCGAUAUGACUAGUCCGGAUGAAGACUCUUCCUUUGCAGUGAGUGCUCUCCUUUCAGCAGGCUUAUGGAGCUCUAAAGAGAGCAAACCACCAACCACUACAGCCAAGUGGCAUUUGAAAUCUGCCUCACUCACUGUACUUCAUCCCGCCACGAGGCAAAAACGGCGCACCGGAAGUUGGACCGGAGACGGUCUUCCGAUCGGAAUUCACCGAAGACAUGCCGGUCAUGUGGAGAAAUGUUGGACUGAACAGCGAUAUAAUUACUAUACACCUAGCUCCAUAUCAACCUCAGCUCGCUCUUGGGUCGACUGCAUAUCCGUUGAUCAAAUAAAAAAUGGCGAGCACGAAAGAGAACACGUUCCUGCGGAUGAAUCAGCUCUUGAAGAGUGAUAAACCUGUUUUCGCAACGUUUCAAACAUUGAAGGGAGUCAGGACAUCCCAGAUUAUCUGUAACGCUGGAUUCGAUGCUAUCGUCAUUGACUGUGAACAUGGAAACAUUGGCGACAGUGACAUGCACGACUCGGUUGCGAUCAUCGCAGCCAUGGGUGUUGCUCCGCUAGUAAGAGUCAGAGGUGACUCGCCUGCUCUCAUCAAGCGAGCUUUGGACACUGGCGCACACGGUAUCAUGAUUCCCAUGGUCAGCACUGCUGAGGAUGCCAAACGAGUCGUUAGCAUGUCCAAGUUCCCACCCAUCGGUAUCCGAGGUCAAGGAUCACCUUUCGCUCCAUUUGCUCAGGGUUUCAAAGCGCCUUAUGACUACGUCAACCAGUACAACGCGAAUACCAUGAUUAUGGCUCAGAUUGAAACCGCUUUGGCCAUUCAGAAUGUCGAAGAGAUCGCUCAAGUCGAGGGACUAGACAUGCUCUUCAUUGGACCGAAUGAUUUGGCUCUAUCGAUGCUCGGCUAUGUCCCAUCCAACGGGACAGAGCAGAACUACCUUGACGCUAUUGACAAGGUCGUGGCUACCGCCAGGAAAUACGGCAAGAAGACAGGUAUCCUCGUCAAUGACGGAGCCACCGCCAAAAAAGUUAUUGGCAAAUUCGACUUGAUCGUCAUUAGCGCAGAUGCCAAGCUCUUCGGAUUAGCGCUCGGGGCUCAGGUCGCCGCGGCCAGGGCAUGAGGAGAGGGCCUUUCUAGCCUGAGACGAAACAAAAUCACAUGCAUGCAUGCUGUCCAGCGUCACAUAUCUUUGAAUGCUCUCGGAUGCAUCUUUCCUUUUAUUU
Kockovaella imperatae is the source of this 1269-nucleotide messenger RNA. RefSeq names its product Pyruvate/Phosphoenolpyruvate kinase-like domain-containing protein. The record is from RefSeq and is a predicted model, not a curated record. Gene Ontology annotation, molecular function: aldehyde-lyase activity. Bases 381 to 1166 code for a protein of 261 amino acids. Gene Ontology annotation, cellular component: cytoplasm. The transcript has 5 exons. NCBI's taxonomy places the organism in Eukaryota, Fungi, Basidiomycota, Tremellomycetes, Tremellales, Cuniculitremaceae.